AUGCCUUCAGAAAUCCUACUGAAGAUAUUUUCUUACCUGGAUGCCGUGAACCUGCUGUGCAUUGGAUGUGUGAGCAGGCGCUUUUACCACCUGGCCAGUGACAACUUUCUCUGGGUCAGAAUCUACUCGGCCGCUUUUCCACCUAAGCGCUCUGGCUGGAAGGCUAAUCCCAUGGAGAAGACGGUGGUGUGCGUGGCCCUCCUGUCCCUGGAGGACAGGGAAGCCGGAUACUGGAAGAAGGAGUAUAUUGCGAAGCAGGUGGCCUCCAUGAGAGGGGCCGUGGCCCAGCUUGUGAAGCCUGUGAACCCGUACACGGGGCUCCCCGCCAAAGUCAAGGAGGUACUCAGGGUUUCUGGUUUAGGCUGGGUGCUUACCCUGAGAGACAAGAGUGGAAAGGAGUCCAUCAUAGAGCAGGCUGACCUGUCUGUAAACGACACGUCCGUUACUGUUGUGUGGCACGGCACAAACUGGCCGCCCCUGGCCACACUCUCCACCAUAGAUUUGUACGGGGUGAUGCCAGUUUUUAUGGACCGGUACAGAUCCCCCACCAGAAAUGGACUCCGAUGGCGCUCUUUAAUUGCCCAGUAUAGUCUCAGCGGCCUGGCAGAGACCACCCCUGUGGGCUGUGACAAGCUUGUCCGGGUCUUCUGCCUGAAUCCUGGCCUCGUGGUGGGGCUCUGGAAGAGGGAGGAAGAGUUGGCUUUUGUGAUGGCGAAUCUUCACCUCCAUCAGCUCAUGGAGAGGAGUACACGGGGCUCAGUCACCACCCCCUAUGAGCUGCCCCCUCACAGCCCCUUCCUGGAUGAUGUCCCGGAGUACGGCUUGCAGGGUUACCAGCUCCACGUGGACUUGCACAACGGACGAGCCUCCUACCUGUGCAGCACGUUUCGAAAUCUCUUUUCCAACAAAGGAGACAUUGAAAAUGGCUAUGUGAAGCUCAUUGUGAUAAACUUUGAAAACAACACCGAGCACGUACCUCUUAUUGGAAAAGUUGGCCUCUCUUGGAGAACUAACGUUUUUGAGGGCUGUAUCAAGAGCUGCUCUAUCAUGGACGUGACUCUGCUGGAUGACUCCGGGAAGCCCUUCUGGUGUCUCAGUUCCCCCGUGUGUAUGAGCCGCUCCACCAGUCCUUGUGGCACCUGCCUCUUCCUGGGGCAGAGAUACUGCAUCGACUACGUGGACGCAGAAGGCAGAGUGCACAUGGACUUGGUGUGGAUUGAAAAGACCGAGGAGUACUUCAUUGUCAGUCUGGUCCUCUACCUCAGCAUAGCCAAAAUCAACCACUGGUUUGGUACAAAGUACUAA
Molecule: messenger RNA, 1305 nt
Organism: Chrysochloris asiatica (Cape golden mole)
Lineage: Eukaryota; Metazoa; Chordata; Mammalia; Afrosoricida; Chrysochloridae
Gene: FBXO15
Product: F-box protein 15
Exons: 8
Coding region: 1-1305 (434 amino acids)
Molecular function (GO): protein binding
Source: RefSeq, a predicted model, not a curated record